AUGGUAUUGCAACCUGACUUGGUUCUUAAAAGUCACUUUAUUAUCACCAUUGUCCUUGCUGGCAUUGGUUGGAUUAUACUACUUGGUGGUGCCGGGGCCGUAACUUCAGUAAUUGGCAAUGACAAGCAUUUACUUACUGCUGCCUCGGUCACGAAUUAUUUAGCAUCCUUGUGGCUUUACAUAAUAUAUCAACUUGCCAUCAUAAUGAGUCUUUUUAUGAUUAUUGCAAGUGGCACUAUGCUACAUUAUCGAUUUGCUAUUCUGUCGCUUAUAAUCAUCAGUUUCAUUUCUAAUUGCUUUGCCGCUAAUUAUAACUAUGGUUAUGACCCUAGAUUAAGAGCUCUUGUAGCUGGUGCUUCUAUUCUUGCUAUUGUCAAUCUUUUUUGGAUAAUUUUGAUUGGAUCAGAAGAAGAUUCUUCUACAGUAAAAACGAUUGACGGAUUUUAUAAUAAUUUAAAUUUUGAUUUUACACCUCCAAAUAAGAAUAAUUUUGUCGGCACUCGAUUUGCCCCUCAACCAUCACCAAUGUAUACCUCUGACGUUAGAAGCAAUCAAUUGAGUGUGGUUAUAUCUCCUACGGAAACAUCUUCACCUAUACAAGCCAAUAAUACCAUGUAUAUCGCUCAAGUUCCAAUGCAAAAUCAAUAUUCUAGUGCUAUAUUACCUUCAACUUCUACUCAAGCUCAACAAAUUGUUUAUCCUGAAAAUACUCCUAUCCAAGAUCAAAAUUCGACUACUAUUACGACUGUGCAUCAAUCGAUGUAUAAUGGAAAUUUUAAUGAUUAUAAGUACAAAGCUAAAGCUUUAUAUGAUUAUCAUGGAAGUCCAGAGGAUCGUACCGAGCUUUCGUUUGCCAAAGACGAUUAUCUUGAUAUUGCUAGUAAAGAGGGUAAAUGGUGGAAUGCAAGAAAGGCCGAUGGUACAACUGGCAUUGCACCGAGUAAUUAUCUUUCGUUUGCCAAAGCCGAUUAUCUUGAUAUUGCUAGUAAAGAGAGUAAAUGGUGA
Messenger RNA from Dentiscutata erythropus, 1005 nucleotides. Lineage: Eukaryota; Fungi; Glomeromycota; Glomeromycetes; Diversisporales; Gigasporaceae. The record is from the annotation of a GenBank genome assembly.